Molecule: messenger RNA, 1107 nt
Organism: Elgaria multicarinata webbii
Lineage: Eukaryota; Metazoa; Chordata; Lepidosauria; Squamata; Anguidae
Product: olfactory receptor 1J4-like
Exons: 2
Coding region: 1-1107 (368 amino acids)
Biological process (GO): G protein-coupled receptor signaling pathway
Cellular component (GO): plasma membrane
Molecular function (GO): olfactory receptor activity; G protein-coupled receptor activity
Source: RefSeq, a predicted model, not a curated record
AUGGAAAAGGAGCAGGAGAACCACACCACCUUUGCUGGAUUUAUCCUCCUGGGACUCUCCGCCUCGCCAGAGUUCCAGGGACUUCUCUUCCCCAUCUUCCUCUCCAUGUACCUACUUAGCCUGCUGGGGAACCUCUUGAUCAUCUUACUGAUCUUCUCUAGCAAGACCCUCUUCCAUGCCCCUAUGUACUUCUUCCUCACCCACCUGUCACUGGCUGACUUGGGGUUUAGUUCCAACGCUGUGCCCAAGAUGCUGCAGAUCUUGGUGUCUCAGACAAACACCAUUUCUUACAGUGGCUGCCUAACCCAGAUGUAUUUCUUUGUGGUCUUUUGUACAGCAGAUAACUUCCUGUUGGCCUCCAUGGCAUAUGAUCGCUACAUAGCCAUCUGUCGCCCACUACAUUAUGCUACAAUAAUGAGCUACAAGUGCUGCUUACUGUUGGCAGCAGGGUCUUGGCUUCUAUCUUUUUUCCAGGGCUUGUUAUAUGUAUUUACAAUAUCUAAUUUUUCUUUCUGUGGGUCCCGGGAGAUUCCACAUUUCUUCUGUGACCUCCACCCUUUACUCCAGCUCUCCUGCUCAGACACUUCAUCUGCUGAAACACUGCUCAUGUUUGAAGGUACUGCAACCAUGCUUGGACCACUCAUCCUCAUCGUCCUCUCCUACAUCUUCAUUGGAUUCAAGGUUUUGAAGGUCCCAUCAGCUUCUGGGAAGUACAAGGCCUUCUCCACUUGCAGUGCCCACCUCACCACAGUGGCCUUGUUCUAUGGCACUCUGAUAGGCACCUACAUUCGCCCGUCCUCCACUUACUCUGGCUCUAGGUUGAGAGUGGCAUCUAUAUUCUACACCGUUGUCACCCCUAUGCUCAACCCUUUCAUCUAUAGCCUAAGGAACCGUGAGAUGCAUGAGGCCCUGAGGAGGUUAUUGAGGGUUUGGUUUCAGAGGAGGAAAGUCAUGGGGAAAAUUCAUACCCUGCCCGUCAACAAUUUUCCCACGGCAGAUUUGAUAUCUGAGUGUGGCAAACUAGGCAAGCAACUGAUGCUUACUAGGAAGGUCUUGUGUAUAUGGCCCUGGUACAGUGUCAUAGAUACGCCCCAUAUCUCAGAGUGA